Molecule: messenger RNA, 849 nt
Organism: Aspergillus niger
Lineage: Eukaryota; Fungi; Ascomycota; Eurotiomycetes; Eurotiales; Aspergillaceae
Exons: 1
Coding region: 1-849 (282 amino acids)
Biological process (GO): gluconeogenesis; glyceraldehyde-3-phosphate biosynthetic process; glycolytic process
Cellular component (GO): cytosol
Molecular function (GO): triose-phosphate isomerase activity
Source: RefSeq, a predicted model, not a curated record
AUGGCGUCCCAGCAAGCCUACCCGGUUCUCCCAAAGAACCUGCUCAUCAUCUCGCUGAAGAUGUACUUUACACCUACCCGUACGCUCGACUACUGCCGUGCUUUGCUCGACCCCAAGAAUGAUAUUGUCCGCCCGGAGAACCGUUCCAAGCUGUUGCUGGCCCUUAUCCCCGACUUCCUGACCGUCUACCCCUGUGCGGAGAUUAUUAAGGCGUGGGAAUCCACUUUACCAAAGGAUGAUGCUCCUUCACUGCCAGCUCCAUUCCUGCUUGGGGCUCAGGAUUGCUUCUGGGAGCCACUGGGCGCCUACACCGGAGAAGUCUCGCCGCUGGCGCUCCGCUCGAUGGGGGUGUCCAUUGUCGAACUUGGUCACGCAGAACGCCGCGCCAUCUUUGGCGAGACAGAUGAUCAGACUGGCCGCAAAGCUGCCGCUGCAUGCGCACAAGGUAUGGUUCCGCUGGUCUGCAUCGGAGAGGUCACCGCGCCUGGCCCCGUAGCCUCGCAGGCCAUCGGGCAGGCCGUCAGCGAAUGCGAGGUCCAGAUCCGGGCCGUCCUCCAGGCCAUCCCGGCGGACGCGCCAGUCAUCUUUGCCUACGAACCGGUGUGGGCAAUUGGGAAGCCCGCCCCGGCGGGUGUAGAUCACAUAUCGGCGGUGGUCGAUGGCAUCAAGGCGGUGAUUGGCACCCGCGCGGGGGACGUCCGGAUCUUGUACGGGGGAAGUGCCGGACCGGGGCUGUGGGGCCCGGGCGGUCUGGGGAAGGCCGUCGACGGCAUGUUCCUGGGCCGAUUCGCCCACGAAGUCGAGGGGGUCCGCAAGGUGGUCAGGGAGGUUGAGGAGACGUUGGCUUGA